AUGGUCUGGGAACCCGUGGCGUCCCCCAAUAACGGGAACGCGGGCAACGCCGCAGGAGAUGUAAUACUUGGCAAUGAUGACGAGUGUGGCAUCUGUGACGUGUGCGUGGGCCGUUUGCGAGAUGCAAACAGCUUCAAGCUGCAAGUGCAGCGCUGCCAGGUGGAGCUUCAAGCAAUGCUGGCGGCCGCACUCCAAGUGCAGGAAGAAUUGGAAGAGUCUUUGAAAUCGGAGGAAGGUAACAAUGGGACUAUCGAGGAUUCAAUGCCAUAUGAAGUGGAGGAGCCUUUGAAAUCGGAGGAAGAAGAUAACAAUGGGACUAUCGAGGAUUCAAUGCCAUACAGGGAGCCGUCAGUCAAGUCCGAGUCAGAGGGCGCUGCGAGUGAUGAUGACAUUGAAUCGCUUGCAACGACAGAGCAUGGUACACCAGAAACUGAUAUGGUGGAAGAACUAGCAUCAGUAAAUGGUGAUUCUCUAUCACUUGCCAUCAGAUAUAUUAAAGCCAAGGGGCUCACAAAUAUUGGAACACUAGCUUUUACCAGAUAUCAGAGGACGACAAGUUGGCUUCUGAACUGCGGUGCGGAAAGCAAAUGA
Molecule: messenger RNA, 591 nt
Organism: Cydia splendana
Lineage: Eukaryota; Metazoa; Arthropoda; Insecta; Lepidoptera; Tortricidae
Exons: 7
Coding region: 1-591 (196 amino acids)
Source: RefSeq, a predicted model, not a curated record